Molecule: messenger RNA, 1861 nt
Organism: Capsicum annuum
Lineage: Eukaryota; Viridiplantae; Streptophyta; Magnoliopsida; Solanales; Solanaceae
Product: purine-uracil permease NCS1
Exons: 1
Coding region: 70-1761 (563 amino acids)
Biological process (GO): transmembrane transport; nucleobase transport
Cellular component (GO): plasma membrane
Molecular function (GO): nucleobase transmembrane transporter activity
Source: RefSeq, a predicted model, not a curated record
CAUCUUUUAUCCUGAUAAGCCUUCAAUUAUUCAAUCUUUAUUGAAUCUUUUGUUUUUUCAUUCAAAAUCAUGUUGUCCAAAUCUUUAAUGUUCAAUCUUCAUCAUGUUCAUCCCCACCAUGCAAUUUUCACAAAACCAAAAUGUCUAUAUCCCCUUAGAAAGUCUUCAAUCCCAACAACCUUAACUACUACUAGUAUUAGUCCUAGUACUAGUACUAAUGUACACACUAUUUUUCACAAAAAAUGUAACAACAACAACAUGCUUGCUCCAAUGUCAUCAAGUCAAUUUGAUGAAUUUCAUCCUGAUCCUAGCCUUACAAAUGAUGAUCUCAAGCCGACGACGAUCGAUCAACGUAACUUUUCAGGUUGGGAAAUGGCUAGUUUAUGGAUUGGACUAGUUGUUGGGGUGCCCUCAUAUUACCUAGCUGGUAGUCUAGUUGAUCUUGGAAUGUCAUGGUGGCAAGGUAUUGCAAUAGUUGUGUUAGCCAAUUUGGUAACUUUAGUACCACUUAUAUUGAUAGGUCAACCAGGUACAAAAUUUGGUAUAUCAUUUCCUGUUUUAGCUAGAUCAUCAUUUGGGAUUAAAGGUGCACAUAUACCUACAUUACUUAGAGCUUUAGUUGGUUGUGGUUGGUAUGGUAUUGAAACAUGGAUUGGUGGUGAAGCAAUUUUUCUAUUGUUACCUAAAGUUGUGAAGACCUCAUCUUUGUCACAAUCAAUUUCUUGGCUUGGCACUUCACCACUUGAAUUUGCAUGUUUUAUAACUUUUUGGAUAGCACAAUUGGCAAUUGUGUGGAAAGGUAUAGAUGGUAUUAGAGAAUUGGAAAAAUAUUCAGCACCAAUAUUGAUUUCACUUACUUGUUGUUUACUUAUUUGGGCUUAUGUUAAGGCUGGUGGAUUUGGUCAUAUGUUAGAUUUGUCAUCAAGAAUUACAAAUUUAGAAUUUUGGUCACUUUUUUUCCCAUCACUUACUGCAAAUAUAGGGUUUUGGGCUACAUUAGCACUUAACAUACCUGAUUUUACUAGGUAUGCCAAGAGCCAACAUGACCAAAUUAUAGGCCAAGCAGGGUUACCAAUAUUUAUGGGGUUGUUUACAUUUGUUGGCUUGGCUGUUACAUCUUCAACUAAAGUGAUUUUUGGUCAUGUAAUAUCAAACCCUAUAACAUUAUUAGGUGAAAUUGGUGGAUUGUUGACAAUGGUGUUAGCCAUAUUUGGCAUUAGCUUAGCCACAAUUACAACAAAUAUAGCAGCCAAUGUCGUCGCGCCGGCUAAUGCCUUAGUCAAUCUUAGCCCUUCAUGGUUCAAUUUUAGAAGAGGUGCAAUUUUAACAGCAUUGUUAGGGAUCGUUUGUCAACCAUGGAGGUUGUUAAAAUCAAGUGAAAGUUUUGUGUACACUUGGUUAGUUGGAUAUUCUGCAUUGUUGGGACCAAUUAUGGGAAUAAUUUUGGUUGAUUAUUACUUAAUUCAAAGGAUGAAUUUAAGUAUACAAGAUUUGUAUACAUUGAGUCCAAAUGGUGUAUAUUAUUACUCAAGUGGAUACAAUUUAAGAGCAAUUUUGGCUUUGGUUAUUGGGAUUUUACCAGUAAUUCCAGGGUUUUUGCAAAAUGUUGGGAUUUUGGAUUCAAUUCCAAAAUCAUUUGCAAUAAUUUACAAUAAUGCUUGGUUUUUUAGUUUAUUUUUAGCAGGGGGACUUUAUUGGAUUAUUUCAUUUUUAAAGAAAAAACAAGAAAAAAUAGAUCCUUUAUUGCCUAGUUCAUCUUAGGUUUGUAUUUAUUUACAUAGUUUUUAUUUUGAAUUUUUCUUUUGUAUUUGUCUAUAUUGAAAUUAAAGAAAAGCAUGUAAUGUCUGUUUCUCUUUUUGUA